This is a messenger RNA of Dicentrarchus labrax (European seabass), 2149 nucleotides long. RefSeq names its product ephrin-A1b (gene efna1b). Gene Ontology annotation, biological process: axon guidance; ephrin receptor signaling pathway. The transcript is spliced from 4 exons. The record is from RefSeq and is a predicted model, not a curated record. Bases 203 to 910 code for a protein of 235 amino acids. Gene Ontology annotation, molecular function: ephrin receptor binding. Gene Ontology annotation, cellular component: plasma membrane. NCBI's taxonomy places the organism in Eukaryota, Metazoa, Chordata, Actinopteri, Moronidae.
CUCGGAGAACCAGUCAGGAGUUGAAACAGUGUUUGGUGAACUGCAUCCCUUUAAACUGUCUUCAGUAGUACACCAGACGCGUAAAAGCCACGAUUGGUUUCCGUGCGCGUAUUUACGCAUUUAAAUCUUCAACAACAGAAGCAUCUUUUUAAUUACCGUUGACUAACAGAACUUGGUCAGCUUCCUGUGGAGAAGAAGAGCUAUGGAUUUUGUGCAUCUGGUUUGUUUGGCGCUGAGCAUCGGUGCUUGGUUCGCCUCUGCGGAGAGACACAGCGUCUACUGGAACAGCUCAAACCCACACUUCCUGUGGGAUGAGUACACAGUGGAAGUGCGCAUCAACGACUAUCUGGACAUCAUCUGCCCCCACUACACCCACGGCGAGGUGUCAUCGCAUGCAGCUGAGCGCUAUGUGCUGUACAUGGUGGAGAAGGAGGACUACGACGUGUGUAAACCUCACUCCUUUGACCAGCUCCGUUGGGAGUGCUCGCGGCCGUUCGCUCCCCACGCUCCCGAGAAAUUCUCUGAGAAAUUCCAGCGUUUUACUCCCUUCACCCUGGGCAAGGAGUUCAAACAGGGAGAGAGCUAUUAUUAUAUCUCCAAGCCAAUGCAUCACCAUGGCCAGGACUGUCUUAGGCUGAGAGUGGAUGUUGUCGGGCAUAAAGGCUCUGAAAAGACCCAGCCCAAGGUGUCACCCAAGGCAGAUGAUACCAGAAAAAGCAUUGAUGGAGGAAAAGGAUUUUUUCCUGCUGUUGGAGGAGUUCACAACCCAUCUAACCGGCUCCCAGCAGAUGACCCUGCUGUGAUGGAGCCAAAGGUUCAGAGGAGUAUCGGAAGUUCAGGAGCACAGCUGGUCUCCUUUCCGCUCUUCUUUACAAUGAUCCCAGUCUUAAUAGCCCUGAUGCUCCACUAAGGAUGACGGAGAUGCCAUUAGCAGAGACAAUUCUAAUCCAAUGCUGGUCAUUGGGACCAUGAACACUCAGAGACUUUUUUUAUAUCAAUUUUUUUUUUUAUACGAGCAUGGACAGCGUUGUUGGUGUGUGUUUGUGUGUUUGUUUGCGUGAAUGUGGAGCGUGGAUCGUUCCAAAGAAGAGGACCUCAAAGAUUCUUUUUUUAAUUACUUUAUUGUGAGGAUGGGCAUUCCUAUUUUGACCAUUUAAGAUGCAUACUUUUUCCAGUCAUAAUGAACAAAACUGCAAACGAAUUGGUCAAAAUAUUGAAUUGAAAAUGACAAGGGGAUUACAUUGUCUUUCAAAUUGUCAUACCAUUGGUACAGAUUUGCAUUGUACUCCUCAUCUCCAACUGUUAAUGUAAUUUAUCUUCUUCUACGUGUGGAGAAAUUAUUAAUUCUGUGUCUUGAAAACUGUUUUCAGCUACUGCCAAAUUGGUAUACAUUAUGUAGGAUUUUUGUCUUUUUUUUUUGUUGUUGUGUAGCACUCAGCUCCCUGUUAUAUCUCUUUAGUCUCUGUAAAAGCACCACUGUCACAUUAACACCGAUACAAAAGCAGACACUUUGAUUCAGGUGCUGCAGUUUAAAUUAACAUCACUAGAAGUUUCACACAAGACAACAAAUGGUCUAAUCCAGACCUGCGGUUCUCAACCUUCUUUUCUCCUUUUUUGGCUCAUGAGCCUUUUAAAGUAAUGCCUACUGCUGCUCAUGCAGAUUAAACAGUAAUUUAUAUAUUUUAUAUUUGGUAAUGUAAUUCAGAAGAAAUGCACCCAAAUUAAUUUGGAUCCUAGAAAUAUAUAUUCAUUUUUGUGUGUGUGUACGUGUGUGAAUGUUCACUCCUCUUUUAUAUUAUAUAUACAUACAUCCAUAUUCUCAUAAGGUUGAGAGCCACUGAUCAAAAGAACAAAACAGAUACACUAACAGGGGUUUUAGGGAGCUGAGCUUCAUCCGUACUUAUGGUUGUUCUCAUUUCUACUGUCUCAACAGUAUCAUGGUACACUGGCUCAUGUGCAGAUGUGAUCCCACUCAUACACUGUCAAACCUCAAACUGAAGGGACUUCCCAGAAUACAAUUGUUUUCUUGUUAAACAUGCUUGUGUCAUUUUGUAAGUGUUUAUAUGUAAAUUUGUAUAUAGAGAAAACUAUAAAACUGUUUUAAGAUGUGAAAAAACUGCAGAGAAAUAAAAAAAAUUUGAUGUUAUAA